AUGUACGGCCAUUUGCUUAUACCCGGGACGAAACCUCAGAUUGUUUCUCCUCGUCUACUACCUGUAGCACCCACUGAGCUCACCAGCUCCUUCAUAUAUCUCUCGCCCUUUCCUGCGUCUGUCAACAUUGACCACGGCCGCGUAUUUUCAGCGCAAGCAGUUUCAGCCGUAGCGCGUGGCUUUUUUGACAUACAUUCCAAUCCAAUCUCUACCCGGCGUGAGCCUCAGCAAGACUCUGAGCUGCCCAAAGCCUCAAAGCGCAAGGCCACCCCCAGGAUCGACCUUGACGCCCACUACAAGCAUCAGGAAACCAACAAGGAGCGUGGAAGGCUUCUCACACUUGCGUCACUAGGUGCAUCAUCCACAGACAGGCAGCGAGCAGCAGCUAGGGUUGUAGAUACCACACACAUCAUAAAGCGCGGAAUCAUCUGCAAGCCACGCGAUCACACCCCACCGCUUGAACGCUACAAGCCCAGAAAGGGACGUCUUACCACUGGUAGUCGCAAGCCGGCACCACCCCCAGAGCUUAUCACCUCCAACGCCGUUCCCCCCAUCAUUGUUGCUCCACAGCCAGUGCGACCCCUUCCCAACUUCGUUAAGGUCAACACACACGCACGACCCAUUCGCCCUCUUCCGUCCAAAGUCAGGCCCACCCUCCACAUCGAAACACUUAAGAAGCAGGUCUCCGCUACCCGCUUCAGACUACAACUGAUAUUAGGAGCAUUCUGGGAGAGAAUUGAUCAGGACAAACGAAAGAAGGUACAACUCCUCGCAUCGGAGUUAGACAAAGUCUGCGCAGAUCUCUACACGGGAACUCGUGAAUACACCUUCGUCGACAAACAGGUCAUCAACACGUGCUGCCUAGAAAUAGGAAGGAUCAACUUCAAGGAGAUAGGGAAGCAGCAGAGGUUAGACGAGAUCGUCAGGGAGAUUGGGAAAGUCAAGGACAAGCAGCAAAGAAUGGAUGACAUUCUGCAUACAAACGUUGAGUCAGCACAUGACGGAAGCACCCCACGCGCCUCGCAGCGCAAUUCACCAGAACCUGCACUAGGACCGCAGGACUCUGCAUCACAAGUCGGAGGACCAGCAUCCCCGACACCAUCACUUGUACCAGCCUACGUCCCACCCAUCUGGGAGUUUGAUGGACACCAAUUCGAGUACCUGGAAGAUGCUCUCAGACAAUCCGCUCCCGGAGAAGUCCCAGACCACAUCCGUGAAUGGGUAAUCGUGGCAAUGAAGCUCACGGUCACUACUGAGAUCGCCAAGGUCUACAAUGUGCUCGGAAACAAGAUGUACGAGCACAAGAAAGCCUUUGAAUCAACGAUCCAAAACAACAAGAGCGAACACCGACUCAAGGAGGGAAUGCUCCAGACGGAGAUCGGGAAGCUCAAGGAUAGAAUCCUCGUGCAAGACGUGCAUAUGACAGUUUUGAAUGACGAGCUCACAGGAACCCAGGCAGCAAUGCUCGAUACAGGCAAAGAAAUGAUGGAAAUCAAGGCAGCUAACGUCAAGCUGCGACAUGAGCUAGCUUCGCUCAAAGCAAGCAGCGUCACUACGACGCAAGGUCAAACAUCCAGCACGGUCCAAUCGCACAAGCCACACAUCAAAAUUGCUGAACCUCCACACUACUCGGGCAAAGGAAGUCUGGAGGACUGGCUCCAACAACUCGGUAUAUGGAUGCGGUGGAAUGAGAUUAACGACGAUGAACACAAGAUUACCACGGCCUUACUGCACUUGGAAGGUGGCGCGUUCACAUACAUGUCCGAAUAUGCGACCAGAGCAGCAGCACGGCAGGCACUUGGCACAUGGGAAGACUUCGUCAACAUUCUUAAAGUGAACUACAGGACCCUCGACCCGGACAAGGAUGUGCAGCAGCAUUUGAAGGAUAUCUGCGGCAAGACGUAUCCCACAAUGGUAUCCUUCGCAGAACAGUUCCGUCAAUGGGCCACUAAGACCAACUUAGGGCACACUGCACUCAUCGGUUACAUCGCUGAACACCGAAGCAAGGACAAUAUCUCGACCUAUGCCUUCAAUUAG
Messenger RNA from Laetiporus sulphureus 93-53, 2037 nucleotides. RefSeq lists its product as uncharacterized. The coding region runs from base 1 to 2037 and encodes 678 amino acids. The record is from RefSeq and is a predicted model, not a curated record. Lineage: Eukaryota; Fungi; Basidiomycota; Agaricomycetes; Polyporales; Laetiporaceae. The transcript has 5 exons.